Anopheles cruzii is the source of this 2475-nucleotide messenger RNA. It is a transcript of the gene rec, whose product is annotated as DNA helicase MCM8. The transcript is spliced from 3 exons. The record is from RefSeq and is a predicted model, not a curated record. Gene Ontology annotation, cellular component: MCM complex; nucleus. Bases 1 to 2475 code for a protein of 824 amino acids. Gene Ontology annotation, molecular function: ATP binding; single-stranded DNA binding; single-stranded DNA helicase activity. Gene Ontology annotation, biological process: DNA replication. NCBI's taxonomy places the organism in Eukaryota, Metazoa, Arthropoda, Insecta, Diptera, Culicidae.
AUGGAACCACCGGUAAAAUCGGGAUCGGGCUCUGGAUCGGGAUCGGGAUCGGAACCACCAUCGAAAAAGGAAGGUCAUGGAUCGGGAAGCAACCGUGGAACUUCACGGGGACGAAGAGGAAGAGGCCACUGGCGUGGCCACCGUCGUGGUUAUCACCAUCAAAGCAACGUCGCGAGGGAGAAACCGGUCGGGUUUGCUCUGCCAACACUGCCGGGCGAUUCACCAACAGCCUCGGCCCUGUCCAUCAGGAUAAACAAUGAAUCUUGUGAACACGCAGCAUGGAAGCUGUACUUUCCCUCGGAAGAUUACCAGUCCGGAUCCAGAACGGUACAUAAUAUACGAACAAUGCUCCAACAUUUCACUGACCAUGCGGACAAUUACGAGCCCUCGGAGGUAAAGCCUAACCUUUGGUUCGAGCUUAACCUGGGGUUGUGCGAAAACGAUGAGUCUCUGCGCAAGGAGUGGCCCACGAUGAGGCAGGAUUUGAUCGACAAUCCCGAGCACACGCUCGCUUGCAUCGGACAUGCAAUGCACGAUCUGUUGACAAGCAGCUCUUCCGACGAUAGUUUGCAGCAAUCGCAACAACUUUCCUUUCACCCGAUAAGGCCUCGCAUAGUCGGAUUUGGCCCUGAAGUUCGGAUCGGUUCGAUUAAAGUGAACAGCAUUGGCAAGCUGGUGUCCAUUCGUGGGACCAUCACUCGUGUCGGUGCCGCACAAAUUAUGAACACUUGGUGUGCGUUCCGGUGCGGUACUUGCGGCAAUCAGCAAGCGGUUCAGCAGAAGGAUGGCAUCUACACAUUGCCCACCUCCUGCCACAGUGGCUGCAAGGCGCGAAGUAACUUUGUAUCAGUGCCACAGUCCAUUUUCACCCGCAUGGAGCCGUACCAGACCGUUCGGUUGCAAGAAGGGAUACAAGGAUCGCGUGACGUGGUAAAAAGCAUCGAAGUGGAGCUGAUGCACGAAAUGGUGGACAGCGUGUCUCCGGGUGAUGAUGUGACCAUAACGGGCAUACUGAAGGUCCGCUCGCAGGAACAAGAAAACAGCACCGUAAAAUACGCAUACAUGCAGGCAUACAUGCAGGCUGUUUACGUGCGAAGCAACCAGAGCGCCCUGGGAAACUGGAAUCGGUUCGGUGAGUUCAGCGAGUUGGAUCUGGAAGCGAUCCGGAUGAUCCAAUCGGAACCGUCGACCUUCCGAUUGCUGGUGCACUCCCUGUGCCCUACCAUAUACGGGCACGAGCUUGUUAAGGCUGGCUAUUUGCUGGGCCUCUUUGGCGGCCACGCUACGAGGGCGGGCAAAAGAGCAGAAAUUCACGUGCUCGUCGUCGGUGACCCGGGCAUUGGCAAAAGUCAGAUCCUGCAGCGGUGCGCCACCGUGUCGCCGCGGGGAAUCUUCGUGUGUGGCACCAGCUCGUCGAUCGCCGGGAUGACGGUGACGGUGAAAACGGAGAAGGACGUCGGGGCGUCCUUCGAAGCGGGUGCGCUGGUACUGGCCCACCAGGGUGUCUGCUGCAUCGACGAGCUCGACAAAAUGUCCGACCAACACGCACUGGUGGAGGUGAUGGAACAACGGUCGGUGAGUGUGGCGAAGGCCGGUGUCAUUUGUAACGUGCCGGCGCAAACUACCGUUCUGGCCGCCGCCAAUCCGGCCGACGGUCACUACAACAAAACCAAAACGGUGUCGGAAAAUCUGAAGCUACAUUCGACCCUGCUUUCGCGGUUCGAUUUAGUCAUCAUUGUGCCCGAUCGUUCGAACGACCGCACCGACAAACUUUUCACGGCUCACAUUCAAAAGGCGAACGGCCUACCGAGUACCUCGUCGACACCGAUGUGCCAUGUUUUUGAUGCAUCCGGAUCUGGUUCGUGCGAUGGCGACGGUGAACCUACGAUCGAGCAGCAUCUAAGGCUGGCCCCGGGCGAGAAACUCGAUUUACUUCCGGUGGAACUGAUUCAAAAAUAUAUCGGCUAUGCUCGAAAAAACGUUCAACCAAUGCUGACGGCCGAAGCCGCCGACAAACUGCGGAAUUUCUAUGUGGAGCUACGUCGUGCGCACAGCGAAAGAGAUAUGAAUCCCGUUACCAUCCGGCAGCUCGAGGGACUAGUCCGGAUGACGCAGGCACGAGCCAAGAUCGAUCUGUCGCGGGAGGCUACCAUUGAGCACGUGCGCGAUGUCCUGGCCAUUUACCGUCAGAGCAUGCAGGACGUGGUAAGCGCCGAGGACGAUGCAGACCUUCAAUUUAUCCGUUCCUUCAAAGGCAGUGGCACCAGCAAAACGGCGGCGGUGCGAAAGCUUGCUGCUAUUCUACAGCGGCGAUCGGCUAGCACUGGCUCGACCAUGUACACUACCGACGAACUGCGAAAAGCCAUGGCAGCGGCCGGAAUCUCUGCCAACUGUAUCGAACUAAUCGAUACGAUGAACUUUCAGGGUUUUUUGCUGAAGAAGGGCCGCGAUUUAUAUCAAUUUAUCAACGAAUAG